ACGAAAAUGGAUGGUCAUCCCACAAGCAAACUUAAGCAAUCUUCCAACAUCCACAGAGAAUCAGCAAAUCAAAAAAUUUCCUUCAUUCUACAGAGCAAAUACAUAAAUUCUCCGAACUCUCUUAUAAACUCAGCCCAAUUCUCACAAAAUGAGAAUACUAGAAUCACUAGCGCUUAUCGCCGUUCUAACACUUCAGCAACUUCUGCUCAAAAAUCCUCAAAAACAGUGAAAGAUCCCUCUAGAAUCCACAACCUCAAAGGCAUGGUCAAGAACACCGAUAUUCAAAUCAAGCACAGAAAAAGUGAAAACUUCAGGAAAAUUAAAAGAAGAGCUGACAAAUCAGGCCAUUCCAAAAGUGGCUCGAAGAGUAAUUAUGUUCUUGGAGGCAGCACAGUCUUCAGCCUUAAAGGCCAACCACAAUUCUGAAGUAGUAAAGCAGCAAAAUUUGUGUACAGACCUACAGAAGAAGAGUCUUUCACAACUAAAACAGCAGGAGUCGGUGGAACAGAAGGGAUGUAUAAACUCUCAGGAAAUUUAGUGCAGAAGAUCCCGACCACCAAAGAUGUUCAUGCUUCCAAGAUUGCUAAGGCCUUUAUAAACAAGAACAAAAAGAUACUUAAAAAUGCUAUCAACAAUGGAGAGUACCUUAACCAGCCUCAUCAAAGGAGGUUGUCAAAUAUUGCCAAGCCGAAUAAACCUAAGAAGAAGUACAAAAAUCAUAAAUCAAGCUACAGUGUUUCAAAGGAUAAAAUACUUAAAACUUACAAGGAAUCCACAAUUACAAGUCACAGUAAUUAUACAAGCGAACCAGUAAAAGGACAUAAGAGAAGUAGCAGCGAUUCUCAGAAGUUGUACGAUAUCAAUAACUGGAAGCGCAACCUCAAUCCUCCUCUUGAGCAAGCUAAGUGUAGCACAAAUGAAAACACAUCCAGAUUUCGUAAGAAGAGCAAGAAGUCGCAUAGUAAAGAACGAUCCAAGCACAACAAAUCAACUAAUCAUGAGAAAUCACUGGAGAAAGCUUCAAUGCAGAUCGAUAGAUACUACAAUCCGAAAAAUAAGAUUGAUAGCACAGAUCAAGUCUUAGUGACUCCAAGGAGUUUUCAUGCUGCAGGGCAACAUUCUAAUUCCUCUAAAAUUAAAAUGAACUUAAAAGAUACACAAGAGUUAUUCCAUACUAAUGCAAAUAAAAUUGGAGCUGACUCUCUGAACAGUAACUCCAAGUACAGCUCUUUUGGAGGCUCUCGAACUAUUGAGAAGAAGAGAAGAAAGCUUAAGAAGACAUCUUCUUACAAAAAGCGAAACGGAAAGCCUCAUUCUAGCAAGAAGAGUGACAAGGAAAGGUCCUCUUCAAAUAAAUACAAUGAGCAUUUCAUUAUCAAAAAUUAUCGGUCAGUGAAUAUGACUAAUAAUCCGGCAAAGAUAGCCAAUAUUCAAGAUAUUGAGAACAAGAAAAGGUACCAGUACCAUAAAAGGAUCCGCUCUGAUACUGGAAACACUAUAGUCACUCCCUUAGAACAUUUAUAUGAGAGAAACAGUGCUAUUGUUGGGAAGGACGGGUACCCAUCUUUCCAUAAAGCAAAGACUGAUUUGCAUACUCCUAUUGUCCCCAACGAGGAACAGAGAUACAGUGUUUUGGAUAAUAAGAUGCCUAUAAAUUUGAUAAACAAUACAAAUACAAUUCAAAUUAACAAAUAUGACUUCGCUCCAAGCUUCGUGCAGCACAAGAAUGCCACUCUUGACUCAAAUAGCCAAUACAGAAAGUUUAAGACAAAUAUAAACCCCUCUAAAAGUAGCAAAGCAUGCAGAAGUAAGAUAAGCAGUUCUGAGAAACACAGAGUUUGUUCAAAGAAAUCAGGCGGAGGGACUAGCUACUCACAAACUCCUUCAAAAAGCCACACUAGGAAGGCCUCAAACUCUAAUUCUAUAAAGAAUGAUCCUCAUCCGUACAACUAUUCUUCACAGAAGCCUGAAUCUGUUAAGAUCAUGAGGGACCGAGAAAUAAAUGAGCUUGAAGAAGAUCAUGAAGCUCCUGAGAAUGGAGUUUUUGAGUACUACUUUGGUAGUGACCCCAAACUCCCUGAAAUACAGUCUAAGAUCAUUGUAAAGAAGAACCUCCAGCUCCAAGGGGAUAAGUCAAUAUCUAUAUCGAAAGAAACUGAAGAGAAUAUUCGUCAGAGUGAAGCUCGGCCUUUGACUAUCACUCCAGAUAAUAUUUCUAACAACUUUAUCUUCAGCAAGCCUUCAAGUUCUUUGAACAAUCCAAAGUCUGAGAUGAGUGGAGAGGUUUGUGUUAAAGGAAAACCAAAGGAAAAUGAGACAAAGCCGACUACUAAAAUUGUCCAAAUUGACUGCCACAGCCUCGACCCGCUUGACACAACAAAAUCAAAGGAUGGCCUGGUUGCUGAAAUAAAAUAACAUCAUUGAAGAAACUGGCAAAGAGCCUGAAACUAAAUCUAAACACUACAGAGUAGGCAAGCUUCUUGGAAAAGGUGCCUUUGGAAAGGUAUCCCUGGGAAUGCACAAAGCUACCAACCAACUUGUUGCAAUCAAGAGUAUCAACAAAGAGUUCCUCGAGGAGGAAAGAAGUCGAAAAUAAGGUAGCUCGAGAAGUAGCAAUUCUUAAGAAGUUACAGCAUUCAAAUAUUAUCAACCUUUAUGAGACAUUUGAAACUGAAAAACAUUUCCUCCUCGUCACAGAGUUGUGACCGGGAGGUGACCUACUCAACUACGUUCGAAGGAGAAGAAAGUUGACUGAAGAGACUGCCAAGUACUUCUUCAAACAACUAGUUGAAGCCUGAAUUUACUGCCAUAAAAAGGGAGUUGUCCACAGAGAUAUAAAAUUAGAUAAUAUCCUCCUUGACCAAAAAGGGUGUCUCAAACUUGGCGACUUCGGAGUCAGCAGGGCAAUUAAAUAAAAAUGAGAUACUCAAGGACCAAUGAGGGACUCCGGCUUACAUUGCACCUGAAGUCCUGCAUAACAGAGGAUAUAAUGGAAAAUUAUCGGAUACAUGGAGCUGAGGUGUUGUCUUAUUUGCAAUGCUAUACGGAACAGUUCCUUUUAAAGGAACCAAUAUGGAUGAACUCCAUUCGCUAAUCAAAAACGGACAAUACUCUUUGAAAGAUAGCGUAUCUAAGGAGGGAAGAAAACUCAUCAAAGGAAUUUUAGAAAUAAAUCCAAAGAAAAGACUCACGCUUAAAGAGAUCCUAGAAACUCCAUGGCUCCAAGAUUGUUCUGAGACACUUGACAUCUUCACAGAUAACGAAAAAGAGACUAUCAAGAAAGAGCUGAUUUAUGCUAACACUAGGAGGAUAAACAGGAAUUUUGGUAAAGAAGCUCCGAAAGAUUUUGCCCAGAUGACUGACAACAGUGAUAUUUUUCCUUUCUUCACAGAGCACAGGCUAGAUUCAACUCAAAACUCCUUGGAAAGGAACAGGACUACCAAGUCUGUUAUAUUAGCUCCUUUCAACUCGACUCUCACACAUAUUAGUGAGAAAAGCGAUGAUGCUCCUCUUAUCAAGAAGGCCAAGGUAAUUAAAUUCGGUGUAAAGUGAAAAGAUGCCGAUCGACAAUAUGAAGCGUUCAAUAAUCAAGACCUAGACAACGGAGUCUUCAAUGAAUUCAUCCAGAAAACGGAUUCUGACGAAGCAGGCAAUACUAUAAAGGACAGUAUUUCUUCCCUAAAGCGAACUGAGGAUAGUAAGUUCUCCUCUUCAAUCCUCGAGACUGAUGAGGAUGAUAUUGAAUCAAUUACAAGCGAUCACGUUGAGUUCCCAGAAAUUCUCUACAAAAUCAUGGAAAAGUGUGGAUAUAAGAAAGAGUACUUAGCUCAAUGCCUAACAAACAAUCUCCAUACAUAUGGAACCACAGGAAUGCUGCUUAUACAUGAAAGACUAAAAAAUGAAAACCUGAUUGAGCCUAACUAA
Molecule: messenger RNA, 3924 nt
Organism: Moneuplotes crassus
Lineage: Eukaryota; Ciliophora; Spirotrichea; Euplotida; Euplotidae
Source: the annotation of a GenBank genome assembly